AUGCUGACCUCGAUAUUGGCUACGACCAAACCCCCAUCCUCAGCACCGUACGGCAUUGACACGGCCGUGCUGUCGCGUGUCAUGGACAACGCCGAGGAUGUCGUGGUGGACCCAGUCCCCCCCUCGUGGACAAACAUGGGGGCGUUUUACGGAGGCAACCCCAUGUGUGUGUACGGCGUCCAGAUAUCCUACGUCUAG
Aphanomyces astaci is the source of this 198-nucleotide messenger RNA. RefSeq lists its product as hypothetical. NCBI's taxonomy places the organism in Eukaryota, Oomycota, Saprolegniomycetes, Saprolegniales, Verrucalvaceae. The coding region runs from base 1 to 198 and encodes 65 amino acids. The transcript is spliced from 2 exons. The record is from RefSeq and is a predicted model, not a curated record.